Molecule: messenger RNA, 2537 nt
Organism: Cuscuta epithymum
Lineage: Eukaryota; Viridiplantae; Streptophyta; Magnoliopsida; Solanales; Convolvulaceae
Source: the annotation of a GenBank genome assembly
GGGCCUCAAUUUGCCAUUUUGAACCGGGGCCUCCAAAUUCAUUAGACGGCCCUGCAAACCGGGUUACCAUUUUGUGUGAUACAAAUCACAUACCUAUCACCACCUUCCUCUCUAUUCACAUUACGAUCUUAUCCCUCCAGAAUAUACAAAGGUACUUCUUCCCAAAAAGCAAUGGCAAGCCAAUUAUAUUAAAUAACAUAAUAUCAAGGUAUGUUCUAUCCUAUAAUAUUAUAUAUUUUGUUUAUGUACUUCUUGAAAUAGAAUCUUCAUCUCACAUUGUAAUUACAUUACGUACACAUUGUAAUUAUAUUUUAUUCAUGUUAUGAUAAAAAAAGUGUGUAAAACAAAUAGGUAAUAGCUUAUAUUAAUUAGGAAUUAUUCUGUAUUUUGGAAACUUAUUAUUCUAUUAUAAAUACAUCUCUCAGGACCCUCAUUAGGGUAACCUGUGCCAAUAUUUCACAUGGUAUCAAAAGCCUACGUAUCUAAAACCUAAAUAUUUUUUUUUUCUUCCGCUGCACUCGAUGUCCGACGCCGCUAACUCCAGCGCCAUCGAGACCUCUGCCUCCACUGUGAGUCAAUCGACCACCACAGUCGUCGAGACUAGCACAGCCGCGAUCGAUGCUCAACUUUCCUCGCCAUUCUCGAUCAGCGCCGCUCUGUCAACCGCUGCUUCUUCUUGUUCUAUCGCAGGCUUAGGCUUCUCCUCAAGCGAUGGCUUCUCCGGUGUCUCUCAGGCGGUGUUCUCGGGAGGACCGCUGAUUAGCUCCAGUCUCUGGUCCUCGCCCACCGUGUUCCCAUUUCUUCAAACUCCCGGGCAGAGCUAUUCUUCUCUUCCAUGGCAGACGUUUCGCCCAGCCUCACACCAUACUCUGCCGCCUCCCUCCUCCAUACCGGCCUCACAGUUCUUCGGCUCUACUUUCACCGGAUCUCCGGGAGUGGUUCAUCCUCCAGAACCGUCUAUUUUUGGCAGUCCCAUGGCCUCGUUGAUACAAUCUCUAUCUCCUAUCUCUAAUGUCAGUCAGAUUGUGACCAUUAAAUUGAAAGCUGUUGAAGAUUAUUUAACUUGGCGUACACAAUCGUUUCUGGUCUCACAAGGCCUUUUUGGUAUGCUUGAUGGUUCUAUCCCUGUUCCCCUCAUGUAUACUGUUGAUUUCAAUAAUUGUCAGGUACCGAAUACUGAGUACUAUCAUUGGUUAAGGGUAGAUCAAACUAUCCGAUCUUGGUUGUUUGCUACUCUUACUCGUGACGUCUUAGUUGACGUACAUGAUCUUAAACAUUCUUUUGGGAUAUGGGAAAGGUUGCAAACUCGAUUCAUGUCUGCAAGUUUACCUCGUUGUAUGGAAUUAAAGCGUCAGUUAAAUAAUCUUAAAAAGAGGGAAAAUCAGUCUAUGGAUCAUUAUCUCCGGGAUAUUAAAAAUUUAAUUGAUGCUCUCGCUGCGGUUAAUUCACCAGUUUCGGCCAAAGAAUUGCUAGAGUCUACUCUUCGUGGCUUGGGUCCCGAAUAUGAAUCAUUGGUCGGUACUAUUAUGCUUUUUCCCGAACAAUUUCCUUUUGAGAUAUUGCAACCUCGUCUUAUGGAGGCCGAACAGCGGGUAUUAUUCAACCGCCAACAAGCUUCUCAGAUUCAGCCCGCUUUUGCGGCUGUUGAACAGCAGCCACCACAGCAACCGUAUGCUCCACGAGGUCGGGGAGGUCGCGGCAGGGGAGGCCGCAGCCGAGGCAGAGGUGGUCGCGGACGUCAUAAUUAUGGACAGCGGUUUGGACAACAAUAUUACGGGCAGCAGCACCAGGCCGGUCCAGUGCAGCAGUUCGGACAGCACGUUGGUCCACCGCUGCCGGUCUAGCCAGGUCUGCAGCAGGUUCAUCCGUCGGUUCAGCCCGGUCCGCCUCACGCUGCAUCUUCUUCGGGCACUUCAGGUUCUGCUAGUAUAUCUGUUUUGUCCACUUUAAAUACUAAUCCCUAUUUUAUUUAUGGUACUAACUCUAGCCCUGCAGGCUUUCCAUCUUUUGAGGGUAUUCUUGGUUCUAUCCCACCGCCUGUUGUUUGUCAGAUAUGUUUCUCCACAGGUCAUUCUGCUAUGCAUUGUACGUCCCGUUUCAGUCAACACUCUGCUCCUGCAUUGAUGACUUCCAAUGGGGAUACUAAUGCGUCUUUAUGGUUCCCGGAUUCCGGUGCUUCAGCUCAUAUGACUCCAUCAGAAGGACAAAACUUCGGGGGCGGUCCUUCUUCGAGCACCCAGUAAAGGUCAUCUUUAUCCUGUCAGCCUCAGUUCUCCGUCAUCACUUGCUCUCUCAUCCGUGUCUGUUCCAGGCGUCUUGUGGCAUCGUAGAUUAGGCCAUUGUGGCGACUCUAUUUUACAUUCCUUACAUAAGCAAAAACACAUUUGUAGUAGCUGUAGUUUUUCUCAUGAUUGUAUUUCUUGCCGUUUAGGCAAAUCACAACGUUUACCUUUCUCAGAUGCUACUCAUUCUUGUUUUCAACCACUUCAGCUUAUUCAUUCUGAUGUUUGGCAAUCACCUGUUUUAUCCAAUUUGGG